Acyrthosiphon pisum (pea aphid) is the source of this 4368-nucleotide messenger RNA. RefSeq names its product 5-hydroxytryptamine receptor 2A (gene 5-HT2A). The record is from RefSeq and is a predicted model, not a curated record. The transcript has 8 exons. Gene Ontology annotation, biological process: chemical synaptic transmission; serotonin receptor signaling pathway; G protein-coupled receptor signaling pathway, coupled to cyclic nucleotide second messenger. Gene Ontology annotation, molecular function: neurotransmitter receptor activity; G protein-coupled serotonin receptor activity; serotonin binding. Lineage: Eukaryota; Metazoa; Arthropoda; Insecta; Hemiptera; Aphididae. The coding region runs from base 538 to 2583 and encodes 681 amino acids. Gene Ontology annotation, cellular component: dendrite; plasma membrane.
GCGGCCAGACGUGUUUUUUGGACGCACCAACACGGUACGCGAGUUACACGGUUUUUCAGUGGUAAAACGCGCGCUUCGCCGACCGCAACCGACCGCACCAGACGGGCUCGCACCGACAACAACAAUCACGUCGUGGCUUUUUUUUUCCAACCGUUCGGUUAAAAGUUUUUCCCGUAUUUUCUAGACCAGCCCCCGCACCCCCCACCUACCCACACGAUUCCCUCUCCCCCCGCCGGGAUCCCGAGCGGAAUCCGCGAGUCCGGCACACACGGUCCAGCUACAGUGGUCGCGGUAACAACAACAACAAAAACAAUCUCCAUCGUGUUUUUAAAAUAACACGCGAUUUAACGCUCUUUUCCUACGCUAUCAUAAUAUUAUAGUACUCCGCCGUCAUGUGCGCAGAAAAUAUUAUAUUGUACACCGCACCGGAACGUAGCACGGUUCCUCGAGUCUGAUGUCAAUCAUUGCAGUUGAGGUUCACGAACGGAGCACGUGGACAACUUUUCGAGUCACGUACGUUGAACAGAAGAAAAUGUAAUGGGCAGCGGUCACGAUGACGGAGCUGGCAAGGUGUGGUUGGCGCAGGUCAUCUGCCGCCUGGUGUACUCUGUGUAUCAGGACAACGGCAACUACUACAACAACGGUUCGGCGUCGACCGUGGCCACAACCACCGCCGCUGCAGCCGCAGCCGCGGCCACCACCACCGCGGCCACCGCCGCCGCCAUAGCGGUGGCCGGCACCGAGAUGGUGAUGACCGCGACGACGAACGGGAACAAGUUGCUGGUAACAGAGGCCCGGGUCGACAGGCUGGACUGCGGCGGUACAUGGACGUUGGACUGCCGGCGGGCAGCGGGCGCGCUCGCGUGCACCGACUCUCUGUCCAAGGCCACCAACGCCGAUGUCCGGCUAUACCUGCCCGCCAGGCUGUCGGCCCACUUUGACGGACAGCCGGCCGUGUCCGUGGGUUUGCCCGAAACGGUCCGCGGUAACGCCGUCACCGUCGUCCGCUGUGACGGUGACGGUGGCGGCGGCCACGACCACGACGACGUCAACCAGGUGACAUGUUCGAUACACGGCGAACAGCGGCCACACGCCACUGUGGCCACCGACGACGACGAUGACCCCCGACGUUCGUACAACUGGAAGUAUCUGUUCGUCUUCGUGUUCAUCGCUUCCGGUGGCGUGGGCAACAUACUCGUCUGCCUGGCCAUAUGCCUGGACAGGCAGCUACAGAACGUCACCAACUACUUUCUCCUGUCCCUGGCUAUAGCUGACCUGCUGGUGUGCCUGUUUGUUAUGCCUCUCGGCGCCAUACCGGGAUUUUACGGUGAAUGGCCUCUAGGCGUGGCUUGGUGCAACGUGUACGUCACGUGCGACGUGCUGGCCUGCAGUUCCAGCAUUAUGCACAUGUGUUGCAUUUCGCUGGGCAGAUACCUGGGCAUAAGACAUCCGCUCAGGACCAGACAUCACUAUUCCACCAUGAAAUUGGUGUGUUUCAAAAUCGCCAUCGUCUGGUUCCUGUCAUUUUUGGUAUCGUUUUCGGUCACGCUCCUCGGUCUAUCCAAUGCUAAGAACAUUAUGCCGGAUCCAGGGGUUUGCGUAAUCAACAAUCGAGCUUUUUUCGUCUUCGGUUCGCUGGUCGCGUUUUACAUACCGAUGAUCAUCAUGGUGGUCACGUAUGCCCUUACUGUUCAGUUGUUGCGGAAAAAAGCUCGAUUUCUAUUGGACGACAGUUUCGUGGACGGUCGGAGGAAUGGGUCAUCAGCGGAACCACAUCUGUUCAGACGUCUGGGCGGCCGGUUUUCAGCCAACAAAAACCAGAACAACGUGACCGGGCGGUUACAGCCGGGCAAAAACAACAACAAACAGUGCGAUCAACAGACGCAGAUACCCGACGCGGUAUCUGCUGGCGCCAGUGACUCGAGGAAUUUCCGGUUGAAGACGCUCAGACUUCAGCUGAAUAUGAACCCGUCGACACUGAAUUUGAGAUUUCUCGCCAACCGACAGAAGCGCCAAAGCCUGGCGGCCGCCAACGCCGUUAGAACCGAACAAAAGGCCAGCAAAGUGUUGGGAGUGGUGUUCUUCACGUUCGUGUUAUGCUGGUCACCAUUCUUCCUGCUGAACAUCGUGUUCGCCGUCUGCCCAAAGGAAAGCUGCCCGGUACCCGACCACGUUACCGAGGUGUGCCUCUGGUUGGGAUACGUGUCUUCGACGAUAAACCCGAUCAUCUACACGAUAUUUAACAAGACAUUUAGAGCCGCGUUUAUCAGGUUGCUCAAAUGCCGAUGUCACAAGACCAGACCUCACCGGUACAGAUCGGUGACGGACAACCGACACUCCGCGCUGAUAAGCACUCCAUCUGGGGCGGCCGCCGGAGCCGCCACUGUGCCGUUAUCACUGUCGCUGCAGUCCACGCCACUGACCACGUCGCCGCCCGUGAACGACACCGCCACCACUACCUUCGCCGCCACUGCCGUCGCCGCCAUGGCCGCCGCAGCUGCGUCUAAGAAGACGACGUCUACUCCCGAGUACCUAGACUCGUUUCUCGUCCAAGAAUGCCCAGAGGACACGGCCAAAUAUUGAUCCCGAGCGGGAUCAGGUGGUCGUUUCCGCUCAGACUACGUCGUCUGGAAACAUGAAAACAUACGAGUGUAAUAUUAUGUUGUUGUUAUUGUUAUUUUUAUUAUUAUGUUAUCAUAAUAUUAUAACGAUAAUAGGUAAUGUUAUAGAUCUCAUAAUAUUAUAUUAUUAUGUCCGAUCAUACCGAGUUGUUUCGCAUAAGACGUACGUAUACACCUCAUUAUGGUUACAUAAAAUUAUAAAGGUCGUGUCGUCCAAGGAAUUUGCAAGUGUAAUAUUAACUCGCUAUGAUAUUAUGUUAGAACUUUUGUUGCAAUCAAUAUUUCAAUUUUUUGUUUGCAAUACUAAAUAAAAAUUUUAAUUCUUCCUACGUUGAUUAUAACAAAUGUUAUCGCAUAGUUGGUUCAUAUUACAUUUGUUGGUUGAUUCCUUCAUUUACACCCUGCAGCUGUAUAUGUGUGUGCAGAGUGUCACUUCCGGAUUUACUUUCGCCGAUGUUCCCCACUGAAAUCGUUGUAAUAUGUAAAACCAGAGUCAUUAUAAUAUAUUAUUAUUAUCAUAUUAAUAGACAUAUCACAAUAUGCGUCCACUCUUUCUUCCUUUCUUUCCUCCUUCUCCCCUCACUUACUCACCCGCUCCAUGUCCGUGCUCUCACACUCCCGAAGGCACCUAUACACACGCAUUCAUAUCUACGCCUUUUCGUGUAAUGUAAAUCGGGGGUUCAUUUCACGCGCAGGAAAUAAUAAUGACCGUUGACGAUGGAGAGGGUCAAUCAAUCUUUAUGAAUACCCAUCUCGUAGGAAAAAAAGCAAACGCACCGGAGACCGGAAAGUAAUAUUAUGUGAAUUAUCGCACCUCUCGAGUGGAUGAAAAAAUAAUAAUAAGGGUGCAUUGCGGUUUUUAGUCGUUGAAUUGAUGAGCAAUCCGAAAAUUACAUAUUUGCGAAAAAUCUGAGUAGGUAUACGAUAUCGGUAUAACGAGUCCCGUAAGUUAGGCAGGAGAAACGGGAGCUCGACGAAUAAUUCUUCGCAUAAAAAAAUAUUAUAUUAUUAUUAUCAUUAUUACUUACACGUGCAAAAUAUUAUAUCGGUGUGUUUUUCAUUUUUAUUUUCGUUAUUUCAUGUCAAAUCUAUAGUAUUUCGUAGGUAUAGAUAAUAAUAUUAUAGGUACGCGUUAAGAAUAUUUUAGCACGAUUUAGGGGUAUACCAAAGAUUAAGAUGUUAAUAAUAUUAUUCUUACUAUUGUAUAUUUUUAAUAAAAUGUACCGGAAGUAGGUAGUUAUUGUUACAUCAACACCGUUGUUCAUCAAACUGAUUUACUGAAUUUAUAUAGUUAAUAGUUAGUUUAAUAGUUAACAAUUUAUAGUUGUACAAUAAAUAGUGUUGUUAAGCACCUAUAGUGCUUUUAGAAAUAGUUAUAGAUUAGCUAUCAUUUUUAAUUUCUUUUAUAUACAUUUUUUUUUUUUUUGAUAAAAUAUAUAUACCUGCAGUGUGUUUUUAAUGUCUUAAGUUACGUUCAAAUUAAUUUAUGUUUGUUAUUCGAAGAUUUGUAUCAUAUAAUAUGUGCGUGGAAAUGUAGCUAUUUAUUCGUUUUAAAUCUAAAAACAUAUUAUAGUUAAUAGUAUUCAUAUAAUACAAGAGUUAUUAUAUAUAAAAAAAAUAAUAAUAAUCAUGUCAUUAUUAUUUAAAACUCAUACUGUUUCGAUUUUAAAAAAUAAUUCAUAAAUUAUUAUAUUAUAACAAAUGUAAAAGUGUUCAUGAAAGUUUAAGAAUAAAUAAAACCAUAAAA